GUGGCGGUAGUGCUCCUAAGAGCUGGUUGCUACCCGCAGCAAAACCUAAGACGAAGAAGAAGUCAUAGGCGCAGAAGAAGAGUGUGACAACACCAGCGGCAAAAUGGCAACGGUACAAGUCAGCGAGGCUGAAAAAGUGUACAUCUUACACGGCAUAAGGGAUGAUUUACGUGUUGAUGGGAGAGGCUGUGAGGACUACAGACACAUGGAAAUAGAGACUGAUGUGGUGUCCAACACAGACGGAUCAGCUAAAGUCUCUCUGGGUCACACCGCAGUUCUUGUUGGUAUUAAGGCUGAAAUAGGAAAACCGCGGCCCAUGGUGCCAAACGAAGGCUACCUGGAGUUCUUUGUUGACUGUUCAGCGAAUGCAACCCCUGAAUUUGAGGGCAGAGGGGGUGAGGAGCUGGGGACGGAGCUGAGUAACACCCUCUACAAAGUGUUCAACAACAAACAAAGCCUAGAUCUGAGGGCUCUCUGUAUCAGCGCUGGAGAGCACUGCUGGGUGCUCUACGUGGACGUGCUGCUCCUGCAGUGCGACGGAAACUUGUACGAUGCCAUUUCCAUAGCCAUAAAGGCAGCUCUCUUCAACACAAAAAUCCCCAGAGUUCACAUAUCAUCCGACGAGGAGGGGGGAAAAGAGAUCGAGCUGUCCGACGACCCCUACGACUGCAUGAGACUCCAAGUGGAAAGCGUUCCCUGUAUAGUGACGCUGUGCAAGGUGGGCCACCGGCACGUGGUGGACGCCACCCUGCAGGAGAAGGCCUGCUCUGUGGCCAGCCUCAUCAUCUCUGUCACACACAAAGGCACGGUCACCUGCACGAGGAAGGUCGGGGGCGGCAGCCUGGACCCUGAGAGCAUCUUUGAAAUGAUAGAGGCAGGCAAACGAGUGGGGAAGGCCCUUCACGCUCCGCUUAUGAAGCUCCUGCAGCAGGAGGAGAGUCUGGGGAAGAAGAGGCAGAAAGUCGGCUUUCUUGGUUAA
Molecule: messenger RNA, 979 nt
Organism: Menidia menidia (Atlantic silverside)
Lineage: Eukaryota; Metazoa; Chordata; Actinopteri; Atheriniformes; Atherinopsidae
Source: the annotation of a GenBank genome assembly